AUGUCAGUACAUGCAAACGGAAAGACCCCUACUCAACCUUUCAGCCAGUCCCCUUUUCGUACUCGCACCGACCUCCAAGAUGCCUGUAAGGCGCUCCUCGAUCCUCUUAUACCCCGCUUCACCCCUGGGGGCAGCCGCGUAAAGAUUGGAUCAUCGACCACCAGGUUUGAUGAAGGGGGCGCACAGAUUGAGGGCUUCGCUCGUCCCUUAUGGGGUCUUGCUGCCCUUCUCGGCGGUGGUUGUGAUUAUGCGGAAGCCUCUCGAUGGCGCGAUGGCUUCAUACAAGGAACAGACCCUGAGAGCCCAGAGUACUGGGGGGACAUUGAAGACAUGGACCAACGCAUGGUGGAGAUGUGCCCAAUCGGUUUCUCACUGGCCGUUGCACCGCAUGUAUUCUGGAAUCCAUUGACCGACAAACAGAAGGAGAACGUUGCGAAGUGGCUAGCAAGCAUUAAUGAACGAGAGAUGCCGAACACAAAUUGGCUAUGGUUUCGAGUCUUUGCUAAUCUGGGCCUGCGAAAGAACGGAGCACCGUACUCACUUGCUCGUAUUGAGGCUGAUAUGGAUCACUUGGAUACCUUCCAUGUAGGCGGAGGUUGGAGCAAUGACGGCCCCAAGAGCCACCACCAGAUGGAUUAUUACUCGGGUUCGUUCGCAAUUCAGUUUCUGCAGCUGCUUUAUUCCAAAUUGGCCGCGGACUUUGACGAGCCUCGUGCGGAACGAUACCGAGCCCGCGCCAAAGAAUUCGCGCUCGAUUUCGUGUACUAUUUCGACCCUGAUGGGAGGUCAGUACCCUUUGGACGGUCCAUGACAUACCGAUUCGCGAUGGUUGGUUUUUGGGGUGCCCUAGCUUUUGCGGACGUCACUCCUCCUGCGCCGCUCACAUGGGGGAUGGUGAAAGGCAUCUUGCUUCGGCAUUUCCGCUGGUGGGCCACGCAGGAAGACAUAUUCAAUAAUGAUGGAACUUUGAAUCUCUCGGGUACUCGACAAGCUUGCCACUAUCCGGUCAGAGCGAUUCAGGCAAAGUAUGGGAAAUUCGCAUACAGUGCCUCUUUCGGCUAUUCCGUGCCAACCGGGGGCUAUCAGCUGGAGCAGCAUGCUCCUGACAGCAUGCUGGCCCUUUCUGAGGAUGGAGGCGACAUUUGGCAGACACGGAGGGUCGUGGAAAAUGCACGCAUCGAGUACCGCGAGAAUCUGCCUGUUCUGAUCUCGGAAUGGCGGCCAUGGACAGAUGUUGUCGUCGAAACGUUCUUGAUUCCUCCUGCUGAAGGAAGCGAGAACUGGCACAUCCGCGCUCAUCGUGUUCGGACCAGUCGUGAUCUCCAAAGUUCGGAAGGAGCGUUUGCAAUCUAUGGAUGCCAGAGUAGCAACGGCCGUUUCCUCCAACCCUUCAAGGAACCCCUCAACCCGCUAUCUGAAGGGACUUCAGCUGCACCCCAGAGUGCACUUACGGUUUCCUCAGCAGGAGCUGUAGACCUGGUUUGUGACGGCCGUGUUUGCUUUGCCGGCGCAUGGAAAUGGCAAUGGCGAAAACUGGAAGAAUAUCUGGAUCGAUAGAUGGAAUAAACGGCCAGAUAUUCCGGGGUGGUUAAAGGAACUGAUGAGAGGAUGAGCCCAAUAGAAUCCGAGACGAUGUUGUAGUUGAGGUGAAGGACGCCGAAGCUUAGACUGGUAGCAUUGAAGGGCUCCAGAGAGUAAUUGCACGUGUUCAACUCCACGAGAGAGCUGGUGUGAAGCCUUCUCCUGCUCCUCUUCCUUCUCAUGAAUGUGACGCAACAUGAAUUUCUGGGUAUAUCUUCUUAUUUCUUUUCUCUGAUGAUAUCAACCAAGUCAAGAUUGAUAGGCGUCCUGUUUCCCUAGAUUUAUCAUCCUGCUUGCUGCCUAGCAGUCUUUCCAUUCUCAUCAACUAUCACCCAACUCAGGAGCCAGGAUAAUCUCGCCGAAAAACAAAUACACCUAUCGACCGUAGUUCAGU
Messenger RNA from Aspergillus nidulans FGSC A4, 1975 nucleotides. Its product is annotated as glycoside hydrolase family 154 protein. The coding region runs from base 1 to 1557 and encodes 518 amino acids. The record is from RefSeq and is a predicted model, not a curated record. The transcript has 4 exons. Lineage: Eukaryota; Fungi; Ascomycota; Eurotiomycetes; Eurotiales; Aspergillaceae.